GCGGAGCAAGUCGGUCGAUGGGGGCCGCCGCUCGUAAAAAUUGAGCGAUCUCUCUUUCCAUCUUCCAGUCGUACACGCGCCAUCCGACCUUCUGUUCGAUUAAUCACGUCAAGAUCGCUGAUCGAUUACAAUAUAAUAGAUAGAUCGAGAGUGUAAGAGAGAGAAAGAAAGAGAGAGAAAGAGAGAGAGAGAGAACGAGAGAGAGGGGGUGGGUGGAGGAGUAGUAGGAGGGUUUCUCGUGGAUGAUGAAAAUCGGCAUGGAUCGGCAUAGACACGUAGAUCCGCGAUCUGUCGAGCUGUAUUCCGCGACGGGAGGGUGCCGCUGACCCAGGGUGGGCCCCGACGGGAGAUCGUGAGGCCUCUGUAUCGUAUCACGCGGUCGAGCCGUAAAUAAUGGGGUAACCCGCACGCGAUACAACACACGACCUUAGUGCGGCGUUACGAUUAAGCGUGUGCAUUGACAAACUGCUCGUGGAAGGAAAGCGGAAGGGAUAAAAGGAUCUCGGCCAGUUUUUAAUCAAGUCGUUCUCUCUCGCGAUAAAACAGUGCUCGCUCUUCGUCUUGCAAAGUGCUGUUGGCUCCAUUGCGCUUCCGCGCGGAGACGACUGCUUAUCCUCGUGAUACAUCGUGAGGAGAGCCGCGGAUGUAUGUAUUAUUGAUCAAAGCGCAGUGAGAGAGAGAGAGAGAGAGAGAGAGAGAGAGAGAGAGGAGAGAGAGACGCGCUAACUAUGGAUCUCGCGAUGCUGGUGAAGUUUCAGUGUGGAUUAUGUAAAAGUUGGAAAUGAGAUGCGCACGCAAGAGGCGCGACGUCAACGACGACGGCGAGAUGAAUUUUUGACGGCGGGUUUACCGUAAGUUUUUUGAGCCGCGAUGAAAAAUUAAGGUGAUCCUCCACCGACGCACGGUACAAGAAGAACCUAGACAUUGUCUCAUAAUGUACUAUGAUCGAUGAGAAUGGAAGACUGUGAUCUGAAUUUUCUAGGACACAUCUAUUAAAGUUUGACGUGCUCGCCGCAGGAUAAGAAAUAGUGGCUCGUCGUGUGCUCCCGAUAUUACGUAAUUCGAUAACGUAAUAAGGCUUCGAUACAUCUAUAAUGAACUCAUCGAUUGAUACGAUAACGAGCAUACACUUUACAGGGGUCUACGAAGAAUUGGAGCGCAUUUCUCCGCGGAGCAAGGCAAGGCAUUGCCGUGCGAGAAAACAGCGUCAUACUCGAGCGACUUCUUUCUCAAAAUCCCCCCGUUUAUUCCGACACUCUUGACAAUUACGUGACAGCUCUAUAUUCCGAAGUGCGAUCGAAUGCAUCUCCAGGGUUCCGCGACGCAGCUAGGAAACGCCAAAUUGACACGUCGAGUUUCGUCCGUCUGGCAUUUUCUUUCCGAGUACGUACAAUAUAUACGACGCGGCGCGAAAUUGAAAACCGAUCCGAGACUCGCGACGUGCUCGCGUCUCCCCAGCGUUUUCCGCCGAUAACACGAACCGCGACCGUACGCGCUGACAAGGCGCGUAUAAAAUCGACGAUAGCGAACUGGACAGCCGCCAGUCUUGCGAGAGCCGUGCGCGAGAGCGGACGUCGCUCGUUUCACGCCGAUGCGGUGCCACGUGAGGGAAAAGCCAGGAGGAAAACGCACGCCGCUCUGAAGUAACAACAUUUUCUUCCCGUUUCUUCCCUCGCGUUGUGGACUCUCGCCAUCGCGUCGAGCGACGGAAAUGGUGUGAAUCGCGCCGGAAGUGUGGCGGUACAUCGUGAGAGAGAGAGAGAUCGACGUGUGAAGGUGUGAGGUGUGCUUAACAAUCGCGACGUUCCCGUGGGAUUUUAUUGGUUCAUUCAUAAUCGAGACGUGUUAGAUGACUCGCGCGCUUUUUCUCUCUCAAUUUUUCUCUUUUUAUCUCAUCGAAACGAAUGUGACGAAAAUUGGAAAAUGGCCUCGACUGAGAACAUGAGUCGGAAGUUUCAUCGAGUGUGAACGUACGACGACGUUACCACGGAAGAAAAUCGAUUUGAUUUACGGAGCGAGAAUGAAUCAGGGACUUCAUUGAUGUCGCGGAGGGACGCGACACGACGUAAUAAGACGGUCGCAAAGAUCCGACCUGAAACGAAAUAACGCACCUGUUCCGGUUUUUCAUCGAGUGCAAGGAUAUUUAUCGAAGCUGCGGUAACGAAAUUUAAUGCCUGCAUCGAGCAAACUGUGCGGUAUUCGUACAUAUCGCGCAUCGCGCCAUUACAUUUAUCGGACUAUUAAUCGAGAUCACAUUCGUAUUGAAUCGUAGGUGUUCCACGGGAUCGAACGUGAGCGUAUUUUCAAGCAGAGCUUGGAAACAGUACAGGAAGAAGGCAAGGGGAGAAAUCCACGUAGGGCAGAAGAUUACUCGAGAAGUCGAGGAUCCCUCCACUGAGACUUCUAGCACCUCGCGCGCAGGGAAUCCCGCGGCUAUUCUCAAAGGUUUACGCCGACAGAUCCUGAAGAUACUUCCGCCAAGGUGUGAACGCAGCUAUUAUGAGAAGAUGCCCGAGGAGGACGAGCGCCUCGAGUAACUCGCAGAUGAAACUUGCGCUACGCCUGAGAGGCGAGACCAAUUCUUCACGAGCAUCCCGGAAGGAUCUCCGCAAUCCCACUUCUACCGCUCCAUAUUCCGCCGAAAGUUUUGCGGCCCGCGGCAACUCCUGAAAAUCUCCCGCACGAAGGCCGCGGAAAUCCUGUUCGCAAAGAACUUGGAGGUCUUAUCCCGCAAAAUAAAAAUUCAUUCCACCGAAAACACAUAAAUCGUAUCGACCGAGAGAUUUUCCUCGGAACUCGCUGAAGGGAAAAAUUUCACAAGUUGUGCCAGAACAAUUUCCGGGAACUCUGCGAACGUGUCCUUGUCGCGAACCACGCGUAUUAUCCGCGCAAAACGCAUAGAAGUGCCAAAAGAAAUAGUACGUUCGUUGUAUUGUUAAUUUCUCCAUCCUGAGAGGAGCGUGCAGCAGAUUAAAAUUCGUGAUUACAAGCUUUUCGGAAACUUACCAUCCUGGAUUGCGCGAUGCACCGGACACAAAGCAAUUUGGAGAAGACGAGUGAGAAAAUCUAGAUGUUUUAAAUAGAGAAGAAGAGACGGCGAGCGAGGGAUUCACGAAAACGAAGAGGAGAAAGAAAGGAGGGAAUUACGAAUAACAGACAGAGGCGAGGAAACGCGCUCCAGGAAUGCCGUGGAUAAAGUGUUUGGGUGGUGGAGGCGGGAAGGCCAGGAGGGGCAAGCCACUCAGCGUCAGUCAACCGAUCCACCUGCUUGUCAAGAGCGACUUUGAACCACAGUGCCACGUGUUCCGCACUAAGCAACUGCGCAAGCCCAGACCAUGUCAUUUGUGCCACCAAGCGGUCAUCAAGCAAGCCUCCUGCUGCAGAGUUUGCAAAUACAUUUGCCAUAAGACAUGCGAGGACAAGGGCGCGCGGUUCCGAGACACGUCGCAGCAAAUCCACAAACAAUGGCAAGCCGAUCCAGCUAGGGCAUUUCCUACGGUGGGCAGUAUCGCUGCAAGUUCACCCUCUCCCGCAUCGGGGGACCUCUCCACGCCAAAUUCCACGCCAAGCCCCAGCCCUAGUCCGACUAAUCAUCAAGUCACGCACAAUGGCGGUUAUGAAACACAGCCGAAAAAUGUCAACAACAUCGCGAGGAGCAAGCAGCCGAUGCAGACGUCAGCGCUGGCGUCAACGCCUGCGAGGACGCCGGGCGUCGGCGCGGAUUCGACGAUGACGGGACCGGGAAAGGGCGGAGGUCGCGUGACGGAGGUGAUGGAGCUCUGUUACGUCACCGAGAGGAUCAUCGCCCUCUGGUACAGGGAGGAUGCGCAGGGUGUCCUCGAACACGCCACGACUCUUCUGCGCGGGAAACACGCCGACAAUUACAUGAUCUUUAAUUUGUCGUCGCCCGGGCGACCCGGCGAACCGAACACGAGGGAGGCUGGAUGGCCGCAGGGUUUAGCACCAAGCUUGGAAAGACUGUGCGCCCUUUGCAAGGAGCUGGACUCCUGGCUCAACGGCGCUUCUAAUCGCGUCGUUGUCCUGCACGCCAGGGGCAGCAAGGAGCGGCUGGGUGUGGCAGUGUCCGCUUACAUGAACUACAGCAGCAUCUGCGGGGGACGCGAUCAGGCGCUGGACAGGUUCGCCAUGAGGAGAUUCCUCGACGACAAGAUUGGAUCGCUGCAGGUUCCGUCGCAUCGAAGAUACAUCGAGUACUUCAGCGGACUACUGUCGGGCUCACUGAGGAUCAGCCAGUCACCAUUGUACCUGACCCACCUGACAGUCCUCGGCGUGCCCCUCUUUGAGCCGACGGGCUGUCGGGCCUUCCUCAAAGUAUACGAAGGACUCACGCCGGUCUACACGUCGGAUCUGUACUCGGUGACGAACGCGCGCGAAUUCACGGUUAAUCUCGGCGGGCUUCGGCUGAGAGGCGACAUCUUGGUCAAGUGUUACCACAGGGUGUACUCCAAGCAGACCCGAGAAGUCAUGUUUUCCCUCCAGUUCCACACUUGCGUAAUUACGGAGAACGUCGUGUCCUUCCCGCGAUCGGAGCUCGACGUCGCCUGCGACGAUCCCCGAUGCCCGCCCGACAGCGUGGUGACACUCUACUUCGCCACCGAUGCGAAACGUCAGGACGGCCCAGUACCGGCACCAACACCCGCUGUGCCACAUGCAUCGGCACAUCACGAUCCCAUCCUACACUGGGACAGCUACACGAAUCUCGAGAUCAGCGACGACGAAGGCCGUGAGACUCCGUUAUCACCGCCACCCCCUUCGAGCUCCUCGGUUCAAACCUCACCUCGUGGCUUAGGUUAUACCUGUGGUCCCAUAGAUGGAUCCUUGUACGCCGUGGUUCAUCAGGGUGCUGCAGGAGGUGCCCGUGGCUCACCAUUGACGGUUUCCAUGGACAGUGGCAUAAGUAGUGCACCACCACAAAGACCCAGUCCGCCAGAACCCGAGCCGGAAAAUCAGACUCACGGGGACCUCGACAAGCUUCUUCAUGAUAUGAUGCUCACCGUUGAGUCUAUGCCAGAUCCUCCGACAGAGGACUACAACCGUGAUCGAAGCGAGAAGAUAUACAUUCAGGAGACGCGCAGCUACAGCAGUCACGGCAGCAGCCAUCCGACAUCCACUUAUUCCACCCUGAAGGACUCGUACAGAAGCUACGGGGGUGGCAAAGAAUCCAGUCCGCCCUACAAUUCGAGUAGCAGUUAUAGCACCCUGAAAAACGAGUAUAGGGAGUCGCCCAAGAGUAUUGAACAUCGAUCAAGGGACGAUUUCGAGUACCGUGUAUCUCCUGACCGGAAGGUGUCCGAGUCUUCCAACGAUUCCUACAGGAAGCACGCGGAUUCCUUCUCGCCGCCGGGCAACAUCGACUUCAUCGACGAGGACAUACCGUAUCACGCCAGGCAGACCAGCCAGCCGUUCUCGUACGGCGCCACCACUGACAUGAUAAAGCAUCAGAAAUUAUCGUCGCCUUCGUUGGUGAGGAAGGCGUCUGUGCGCAACGCGGCGCCUGUCGUCGACUUUGAGGACAUCCUCGGCGAAAAUUCCAGGAGACCCAUCAGCCCCCUCAGCUCCAAUACACCGGACCCACCGCCAGAGUUCGCGAACGGACCCAUAAAGAGCGGCACGGACCACGUGGAUGGGUUGUCGUGGCUGAGACAACAGCAAUUGAAACUCGCUGCUAGGAGAGAUGAAAGGAGCCCUGGCAAGCUUUGGCGACAAGAGACCGGAAACCGUGUCAUCGGCGAGCUCAGAAGCUUGCAGAGAGGAAGAUUGAGACACGACGGCUACGCCAGCGAUUCAGCGGUCCUCGACGACGAUGACGACACGUGGGGUGCGGGUUCCGUUUCUGGACAGCCGCCGUCGAGAGCUGUUCCAUACACCUCCGCACCAGCUAGUCCUCUACUUCCGCAGAGAUCGAGCAGUCGGAAGUACAACGGCAGCAUCGGAAGCGGCGUUCUCGGUAGACCGCGCGCGGAGAGUAUGAACGAACGGCCGUUUGUCUCCAUGAAACGCGCUUACGAAUACCGCAAGUACAGCGAUAGUCAGAGCCCUCCGACAUCCCCCCGCUCAGCCUUAGCGGCCGCGGCACCCUUAGGGUUAGCGGCGAGCAGCCAGCAAUCGAGUUCCAGCAACAACAUCGAGAACCGACAGCAGCAACAGCCGCCGCGGCCGGAGUCGCGCAGCGACAGUUUCGCGCGCGCGGACGCGUUGCUGCGCGAACACCGCCAGCAUCAGCUGCAAUCGGGGCUCGGCAAUGGCAACAACGAUCACUCCGAGAGGAAGCAGGCGGUCUCGACUCCGGAGUACGCGACGCCGAGUCGAAACGCGCGGCCCGAGUCGAGGAGCCGCGUCGCUUAUCAAAGCGUCAGGAGUUACAGUUCGGCCAGCAGCAACGAUCAGACGGACGGCGGAUUGUUGGCGGUGGUCGAUCAGCCUGACCCUCUCGUGAGCCUCAUUCAGUCUCUAGCCGAGAUCACGCCGAUCCGCGCGUCUCCGAGCACGUCUAAGACCGAGAACGAGCAUCCUGUCGGCAGUGACGCGGUCGUGUCCACUCCAAUGCCUGCCAGUGUGCCUAGCAAUGUCAUUAAUCGCUCCCCUAACCAGUCGCCAAAAGCAUGGCAGAAUUGCAUCCAGCCGCACAAUGACUCGGCGUCAUCGUGGACCGAGAGAAGCGUCAGUCCCGGAAGCGCGGUCGUCAGCGGUGCCUCGCGACCGCAGACGCCGGCGUUUCCGGUCCAUCCGCGGACGCCGUACGUCAAUAACGCCUCGCCGACCGUGACGUUCGCCAGCGAUCGCACCUACAUGACGUCCAACAACAGUUACAACGUCAACAACAACAACAACAAUAAUGUCAACAACGAGGCUGGCGGUAACAACAACAACAACGUCGGGAGCUACGGCGCCGAACGAACGAUAUAUAUCGAAGAACGAAGAGAAGCCUCGAAGGAAACGGGGCUUCCACCCAAGAGUCCGACAACACAGCGACGCUUGAGUUUCCCGGCAAGCGGGCCGCUUAAACAAACGCAUAACAAACGAUGGCCGCUCACUAACCAAUCGGCGUCGUUCGACUAUAGCAAGGACCGACCUGUUUCUCCGGUAAGCGAAUCGACGAUGUCGCAGCCGCAGGCUGUUUCGCGCAGUCCUGGAACACCGACCCACACUGAAUUCGCCCAAAGCCCCAAAAGUGCUGCGUCCUACACUUCCAUCAACAGUGGCGGCCAAUCUUCGCCACAGGUGCAAUAUUAUGGCUCCAGACGCUCCAGCGUCCAUUCGAACACGGAGCCCCAAGAGGUAGCUGACGCUAAUGUGAAAUUCGUACGUGAUACCAGUAGAAUCUGGUACAAACCCAACAUAUCGCGGGAGCAAGCAAUCUCAAUGCUGAAAGACGCGACACCCGGCACAUUCGUAGUGCGGGACAGCAAUUCGUUUCCGGGCGCCUUCGGGCUGGCCCUGAAAGUAGCGACGCCACCUCCAGGUGCACCCAGCAGUCCGCGGGACCCGUCGAGCGAACUUGUCAGGCAUUUCCUGAUCGAGCCAACAUCUCGCGGCGUCAGGCUAAAAGGAUGCGCGAACGAGCCGGUAUUCAGCUCUCUAUCGGCGUUGGUUUACCAACACAGCCUGAUGGCCAUGGCUCUGCCUUGCCAACUGCUGCUACCCGAGCCAGAAGCAGCCGCUAGAGCCUUAGAUUCACCUGGUACUAAUAGCACCCAGCAGCUUCUCGCUCAGGGAGCAGCUUGUAACGUUUUGUACCUUUUCACAAUUGACACGGAGUCCUUAACCGGGCCGCAGGCCAUCAAGAAAGCCAUCACGAGCCUAUUCGAGCAGAAACCCCUGCCGAUCGCUACAAUUGUUCAUUUCAAAGUCUCCACACAAGGCAUUACUUUGACCGAUAAUGCCAGAAAGCUAUUCUUCCGCAGACAUUACCCUACAAAUAACAUAAGUUACUGUGGCUUGGAUACUGAGGAACGUACGUGGGAAUUCUCUGGCGAAGACACCGGAAGACCACUUAGCGCCCAUCGCUGCUUUGGUUUCGUAGCGAGAAAACCCGCUCACAAAUCGGACAAUCAGUGCCACGUGUUCGCCGAGCUGGAACCGGAACAACCCGCCACAGCCAUUGUGAAUUUCGUUAACAAGGUCAUGAUGGGGAGUUCCAUUGUCAAGGCCAACAUCGUCUAAGAUACACUAAGAUCCAUCACGCAAAUGCCAAAACUAACGGGCACAAAUACAUUACCGAUAACGAUUCCGCCUUCAAGGUUAACAUCGACACAUAUCCAAAAAGAAAACAGGAGGGAGAAGAAUGCAAUCUACCAGCGAUUGGAGAGCGAUCGAGAGGUCGGAGAUAACGAAAAGAAUGAUCGAUGAAAUCGACUAGCAGGAUCGGUUGUUCCGCCGACACGCGGAGAACACGCGCGGAUCUGACGGCAGUGACUGCAUGAAUUAAUCGUUAUCGUUAACUGACUACACGUAAUAAAUCUUCGUGCAUUUCGUAGCGUUGAAUCAGUAGAACAUUCAUGUUGUAAACAGUAGGGAUGACAUAAUUAUCGGUAACGCCGGGAAAAGAUCGAGGAUCGCUCUCCUCGGAAGAGGAAUGAGAGGAGGAGGAGAAUGAGGGGCGAUGCGUGAAUCGAUUCCAUCCUCGCGUCAAUAUGCAGUCAAGAUGAGAAAGUUGUUGUUAUGAUUAUCGUUACUGUUGCGAUUUAACGUAGCGAAUAGUAAAGUAAUAAAUGGGACUCUAAGAGAGGUAAGAUGGUCGAAUGAUUGCAUCGCCGAUUCGAUACCUGAUUUCAUUUUCAUGAGAACUCUUUUCAACGGUCCAAUCGCGUUCGCUGCGUUUUUCACGUAUGUAACUCGUUGUUUAACAUAACAAAUCUUACAAAUUAGUGUGCUCUUUAACGUACCGUUUAACUAUUGUCUAUUAUCUGCACCUCAAAAGAAAGUCAUAUUUCUUCGGGUUACCUUUGUAAAAUAUAUUCGAACGACACUGAUGUCUUCGCUCCUUUCAAAGAAUUUUUCGCGAAAAAUUCACUGUGUGUUUUGUAAUUUAGCCAUCUUCCCCCGCUUAGGAUACGAUCGGUCGCUCGAUCAGCCGCACGCGAACUUACCGAUAGCUCGUAGUCAUAGUUGAAGAGAAUCAACCGUGCCCUUCGCACGAACUACGAAGGGCAUCGAACAUAUUCGAAACGAGCGUAUCUCGCGCGACACUGAGUGCGACUUUAGUUUCGGAAACCAUCUACGCACCGCGCACGUAUAAACACAAACAUACUUAUACACUGGUACACAUACCGCAUACACGUAACUAUCACGCGGAAGAUAAUUAAGCCGAUGCUCGCGCGUUAACAAGCGAUAUACGUAACUUGACUUUCAGGUUUCCACAGAAUCUUGUUUCCGCGCUUGAAAAGGUCUUUACUUUAAAGAAUUAGUAACGCCAAACGGAUUUAGAAAUCACAAAAUUACGAAAUUCAUAAAAAAUGGAAAUAUCCCGAAUGUUGAUCUUUAAUCCUUUAAGGCUCAGGUUCGAGCUCGUUCAAGUAAAAUUUUUUUCUUUAUAAGGUAGCUUUAAAAGAGGCCCCUAGUAAAGAAUUUUAUGAUCUAAAUGAAAUUGACCGUUGUAAAAUAUUAUCUUUUAAACGCACAUAUAUAUAUAUAUAUAUAUAUAUAUAUAUAUAUAUAUAUAUAUAUAUAUAUAUAUAUAUAUACUUUUAUGUUUAUACGUGUGACCCAGUUACAAAAUUUAAUAAAGUCUGUAACCAUGAUAAUGAACAUAAAAACAUCAACCUUAUUUUAAAAUGAUACUAAUAAAAAAUAGAAAAAAUAAAACGUUUUAUUAAACUCUUUACUUAAAUUUUUUUAAAAACUCUUCGUUAAAAUUUUACAAAAUUUCAAGUAUCGACGGUUCUGCUUUCUGUUCAUGAUUGUUAUAUUGAUUUCUUCAGCGAAAAAAUCACUGUUUCAUGAGUUGGGACGAAGAAUACAGCUCUAUCUAGGAUAGAUUGACAGAAUUAUUAUUUUGCCGAUAUAAAAAAUUUUGAGAGAGAACUUAAUGUGAAUGUACAUAAUUGUGUACACAGGACCUUAAAGGAUUAACUCUGAACGAAGUUCAAUUGACAAGUAGAUCGUUAGAUAACGCGCGAGCAUCUUAGAUCCAUAUAUUAUCAUGUUAUACUUGAGACUCUCGAGUAAUGUUUGACAGAGAAUAUUACAUUGUUUGCAGAGCGUAUUAUGUAUACACACGUACAUCUCAACACACACAUACAUGCACGCACACACACAAACACACGCAUACGUAGACACACGCAUACAGACACAUUAGAUAUUCCCGUGUCAUGCCCCCUCGAUGUACGAAAGGACGACGUUAUAAAUAACUGUAUAUAUGCCGUGUCGCGGGAUAAGUCGCCUUAAAGGGAGGCCUUGAGGAGAUACUUUGAGGAAGACCGUCGUGGACUGCUUGCGCAGUCCGCGACUCACGGAAUAAGCAAUGCUACGUUAUAGCAUCAGCUCGGAGAGGUUACGCAGGUAUGGGGGUUGAGGGAAAUGCUACUCGAGGAGGAGUAUGCACGUAACGAGCAGCAUCGCGCGUAUUCUUUCGGUGAACCCGUAGAUUCUUGCCAUUUCGGGCUCGUGUGCCGUCGAGACCUCGGGCCGUCUCGAUGAACACGACAAUGAGCAGUCAAUUAUUACGACCGAAUCAAUUACAUUGUAAUUACGACAAUAUGGCAGUGUGAGAAGACCAAUGGUGCUCGGUAGCAGCCGGUCUUUCUCUCAAUACCUACCGUCGACUUCUUCGUCUACUUUCACCUUCUUUUCUACUUUUGUCUCCCGGAUGAAGGUCGGUCGGGACUUUGGCGUUUCCUUCGCUCUGCGAGCUCCUCCAACUGACUGUAAAAGGGAGGAUUCGUUAUUACGCAAUGUGCUAGUCAAAAUUCGUGCUGUAUAUUCGAUGGUCAAGAAAUAGAUCAACAUUGAUCCUGAAAGCUCGUUCUGGACGCACUUGGCCUUUUCAUGAUGGCGAACGCGAGAUACGUUUUAUAGCUCGCAUUAAGUGUAUGAAAUGAACGUGGCGUGUUACCUUGAAAACGGCGGGUUUGAAAGGUGACUUUAAUAGCCGUAGGUGCGAAUCGGACAUCGCUGAAAGGAUUAAGGACCCGCUUGAAAGAUCCGACUGUCUUCCUUUGCGUUCUUCCUUCUCUUCGUCCUCCGUCUGCUCUUUCUUCUCCGUGGAUUUCCUUUCGUACGCGCCCAGAUCCGACUAACAGCGUAAUAUUAAUUUAACAUUCAGUCAUUAUAAUAAUUAUUAUUAAUAUUAUUAUUUGUUUAUGCUAUUUUACUCCCCGUACGUUCACGCAAUAUGUAUCGUUGCGUGCCGCAUGGGUACGCGCGUAUAGUUGUAACAACAAUAAAUCAUAUUCACAGUGAA
Molecule: messenger RNA, 11422 nt
Organism: Odontomachus brunneus
Lineage: Eukaryota; Metazoa; Arthropoda; Insecta; Hymenoptera; Formicidae
Gene: by
Product: tensin-3
Exons: 22
Coding region: 3184-8184 (1666 amino acids)
Molecular function (GO): protein binding
Source: RefSeq, a predicted model, not a curated record